Molecule: messenger RNA, 3394 nt
Organism: Hyalella azteca
Lineage: Eukaryota; Metazoa; Arthropoda; Malacostraca; Amphipoda; Hyalellidae
Gene: Sardh
Product: sarcosine dehydrogenase, mitochondrial
Exons: 10
Coding region: 119-2971 (950 amino acids)
Cellular component (GO): mitochondrion
Molecular function (GO): oxidoreductase activity; protein binding
Source: RefSeq, a predicted model, not a curated record
CUUGAUAUUUUCUUCUAGCUAGUAAACAAAUUAGUCUUUAAACAGCAGUUAUGUGGAUAUGCUACUUCUAGAUUUUUUAUGGUUAUUUUGAAAUAUUGGAGAACUUCAAAUUAGAACGAUGAGUUUCCUAUGCCUCUCAAACAGGCAGCUAACGUGCUCAGUGAAGGGCACUCUGAGAUUAUCAGCACACAGUUCAUCACUGCAACCAUUGAUUAAUUCCCCGGGAGGACCAUUCCCUUGUUUCCAGUCAAAAAACUUCUACACCAACGCGACAGCUAGUGGUUCUUACGAGUUAUUGUCAACAAAAAGAGGCCCUCUGUUGUCAUUUAGAAGAGGAACUAAGAAAGCCACGAAUUUGGACGCAUCUGGCAAGCCUUUAUUUGAUGAAACGCCAGCGCCGGCUUCAGCAGACGUUGUAGUGAUCGGCGGCGGCUCUCUGGGAUGCAGCGCGCUGUACCAUCUCGCAAAACUUGGCGUCACAAACUCUGUACUUGUUGAGGCUAAUAAACUUACCGCUGGAACGACAUGGCACACCGCGGGCCUCAUCUGGGAUCUCCGACCAACGGACACAGAGACCGAAAUUCUGAAUCGUACUUUAAGUGUUAUCAAAGGCUUAGAGGAGGAAACAGGCGUAAACCCUGGAUGGAUCAACAAUGGAGGCCUCUUUGUUGCGACUAAUAAGCAACGAUUUGACGACUUGAAACGCACUGCGACACUCGGCCGGGCUUUAGGGAUUGAGUGUUUUCUUCUUGACCAAAAGGAAACUAAGAAGCUUUACCCUUUAAUGAACGUUGAUGACAUAUACGGCACAUUAUUUUCUCCUGGUUGCGGCACCGUGGAUCCUGCUGGCCUAUGCGACGCUUUGACCAGAGUGCCGAAAAAAUUAGGAGCGAAAGUCUUGGAGAACUGUCACUUCAUGGACAUCAAAACCACAACCGCAUUGAUGGGCGGUAAAAAAGUUACCGAAGUGAAAACGUCGAGAGGAGUAAUUAAGACCAACUGUAUAAUCAAUGCAACGGGUGUGUGGGCAAACAGUGUUGCCUCGAAAGUAGACCUGAAGCUGCCUUUAGUGCCCAUGAAGCACGCCUACGUCGUUACGGAAAAAAUUCCUGGUAUUCAGAACAUGCCUAAUGUUCGUGACUACGACUCGUCUACUUAUCUGAGGUUGCAAGGUGAUGCUCUCUCCAUAGGGGGAUACGAGGCCAACCCUAAAAUUAUUGAAAAGAUUGACAUUAACUUUGCGUUCGGUUUGUAUGACUUGGAUUAUGAGGUGUUCAAUCCUUUGAUGCAAGGCCACAUCAAGAGGAUCCCAGUUCUGGAAAAUACGGGUGUAAAAUCCACUGUUUGUGGACCAGAAUCAUUUACUCCGGACCACAAACCUAUAAUGGGAGAAGACCCGAUGGUCGAAGGGUUCUUCCACUGCUGCGGUUUCAACAGCGCCGGGAUGAUGCUCGGCAGCGGGUGUGGCGAGCAGAUCGCAAAGUGGGUAGUGAAUGGACGACCGGAAUUCGACAUGUUUCCUUAUGACGUCAGAAGGUACCAUGCGCCGCUAUGUGGAGACAAAAGAUGGGUCAGAGAGCGCUCCCAUGAAGCUUAUGCCAAGAACUACAGCAUCGUCUUCCCUCACGACGAACCUCUCGCUGGAAGAGGAAAGCGCAAGUCACCUCUUCAUGCUGUUUUGGAAGAGGCCGGAUGUGUUUUCCAAGAGCGACACGGCUGGGAGAGGCCUGGCUGGUUCAACGUAGAACCAACUCCUGUGCAGAAGUAUGAUUGGUAUGGUUCAUACGGUACACCCGUUAACAAAGACCAAAGAUACGUCAAAGCUCUGGAGCAAGAGUACUCCUUCGAUUUCCCUGUUCAUCACGACCUAAUCAAUGCAGAAUGUCUCGCGUGUCGAACGGGAGUUGUUGGGUUUGACAUGUCGUAUUUCGGCAAAUUCUAUCUCACCGGGCCUGACGCUACCAAAGCAGCGGACCACCUCUUCUCAGCCGACGUGAGGCGGCCGGAAGGCUCCACCGUCUAUACUUGUAUGCUUAACAAGAACGGCGGCAUCGAGGCUGAUCUUACAGUCAGCGUCGCUCAAGGCGGGAAAGGCUCGCCUUGUGAUCCCAGUUACAACGGCGUUGGCUAUUACCUUGCAGUCGGCGGUGCGGCUGCAACUCAAAACUACGCCCACAUAGUCAAGGAAAUUCGUAACAACAACUGGAAAGUUUCCCUUAUCAACCACACUGAAGAUAUGACAGUCUUUUCUAUUCAGGGACCCAAAAGUAGAAGUUUGCUCAGCAGCCUGACGUCUGCUGACCUCAGCAACGAAUAUUUUCCCUUCAGCUCCCACCGAAUCAUUGAAGUAGCUGGUCAUAAAGUGCGUGCUCUACGCGUAUCAUUCGUCGGGGAAUUAGGUUGGGAACUUCAUGUCCCGAAAACCUCCGCCGUACCGGUGUACAUGGCUGUCAAAAAAGCUGGAGAGGCUUUUGGCUUCAGAAAUGCAGGCUACAGGGCCAUGGAUUCGCUGUCGUGUGAGAAAGGCUACAGGCUUUGGCACAGCGACAUCCGUCCCGACGACACACCUUUGGAAGCUGGACUCACCUUCACUUGCAAGCUGAAAACUGACAUUCCCUUCCUUGGUCGAAGAGCUCUGGAGCAGCAGAAAAUACAGGGAAUUACGAAGAAAUUAGUUACGUUUAUCUUGGAUGACCCUAAAAUCCCCCUGUGGGGUCAAGAAGCUAUAAAAAGGGACGGACGUUACGUAGGAACCGUACGGCGAGCCGAGUUCGGUGUAGCUCUCGGGACGUCCAUAGCUUGCGGGUACGUCAGCAAGCUGGACGGCAGCGUGGUAGACAAAGAUUUUCUGACCACUGGAAAAUGGACCAUUGAAGUGAUGUGCCAAGAUACUCCAGCAAAGUUGCAUUUGAAAAAUCCGUUUGAUCCACAAAAUGAAAGGUUAAAAGGACAUUACAAUACAGUUUCUUGAGAUGCAUCACAAUAGAGAUAUGAAUUCUGCACCGUUCCCAAUUUAUCAUCAGGUAGUUAGUUCAUAUUCUCGCUGAUUGUUUGGUUCAAUGUUUGGGCAAGAUUCUUAUGCGGGUCUCCAUGCAUAUCGAAUAAAAUUCCCUGAAAUGCGAAAAUAUAAAAAAUGUUGAAUGCAUCGGUCAUAUUUAGAAGCUUGCGUGCUUCAUGUCGUAAUUCCACUUUGCCAAUUUCCUUUUCUCGAAGUGACGGAUAAAAUAAUUCAAGAAAAAUAGCCUCUCAAUGGCCUCACAUGAGGUAGUGCUAAGACUGCAUUUUUAUGGAAAAACUUGCAUUUCUUCCAGCGUGUUAGUAUUAAUUAUUGUACUGUUAUUGUUUCAAUGCCUAAUCUGGGUUUCUCCAUGACAAUACAAGUGUUAAGUCUGCA